Messenger RNA from Cololabis saira (Pacific saury), 2845 nucleotides. It is a transcript of the gene chpt1, whose product is annotated as choline phosphotransferase 1. NCBI's taxonomy places the organism in Eukaryota, Metazoa, Chordata, Actinopteri, Beloniformes, Belonidae. The transcript has 8 exons. Gene Ontology annotation, cellular component: Golgi apparatus; endoplasmic reticulum membrane. The coding region runs from base 198 to 1346 and encodes 382 amino acids. Gene Ontology annotation, molecular function: diacylglycerol cholinephosphotransferase activity. The record is from RefSeq and is a predicted model, not a curated record. Gene Ontology annotation, biological process: phospholipid biosynthetic process.
GCACCUCGAUCAGAAACACAGAAAUGAUCGACAGAAUUGGUUCCGCUUCAGGAAUGGCCUCGUCCGCUCGGUCUCCCAUAAAUGCCCAAUGACCUGCCUCUCCCUGGGAGUCCACGGCGAACACAUUUAGCCCCCUUUUUGCGGGCCGAUAUCUACGAGUUUGCGCUGCGGCCGCCCGGCGGCAGAAGAGCUAGAUAAUGCCGGAGUGUCUGUGGCCGGAGCCGCUGUCACCGCCGCAGCUGAAGCGGCUGGAGGAGCACAAAUACAGCGCCUGCGGUCGCUCCCUGUUCGAGCCUCCGUGCCAGCUCUACUGGACCUGGCUGGUCCGCCAGAUCCCCACAUGGGUGGCCCCGAACACGCUCACCAUCGUGGGGUUGCUGGUCAACAUCCUGACCACCAUGGUGCUGGUGUUUUACUGUCCCACGGCCACGGAGGAGGCUCCACCAUGGGCUUUCAUCCUGUCUGCUCUGGGCCUCUUCAUCUACCAGUCUCUGGAUGCUAUCGAUGGGAAACAGGCCCGGAGGACAAACAGCAGCUCGGCGCUUGGAGAGCUCUUUGACCACGGUUGUGACGCUGUCUCCACAGUGUUUGUUGCUGUGGGAACAUGCGUUUCAUGUGGAAUAGGGAAAUACUCAAACUGGAUGUUCUUCUGUGGUUUCAUCGGGAUGUUUAUGUUUUUCUGUGCCCACUGGCAGACCUACGUGUCGGGAACCCUCCGCUUCGGCCUGGUUGACGUCACAGAAGUGCAGAUCGCCAUCAUGAUUAUGUACCUUAUGUCGGCUUUCGGUGGCGUGGGCCUUUGGGAUUACACGUUGCCCGUAAUAGGAAUGAAGAUGUACGCCUUCCCCAUAAUGGGCAUCACCGGGGGCGCCCUGUACUCCUGCUACAACUACUUCUAUGUCAUUUUGAACGGAGGUGUCGGCAAGAACGGCUCCACCGUGGCUGACACCAGCGUGCUCGGCCCUGGUUUGCACAUCGGCCUCAUCCUCACGCUGGCCUUCAUCAUUUUCAAGAAGUCGUCCAGCCAUAUCUUUGAGACCCACUCCUGUCUGUACCUUCUCACUUUCGGCCUGGUCAUCGCCAAGAUCUCCAACAAGCUGGUGAUCGCCCACAUGACCAAGAGUGAGUUAUACCUCCCAGACACAGCCUUCAUCGGGCCCAGCCUCCUCUUCUUCAACCAGUACUUCAACAGCUUCAUCGACGAGUACAUCGUACUCUGGAUCGCCAUGGUCCUGUCCCUGGUGGAUCUGACGCGCUACUGCACAGGCCUGUGCCACCAGAUCGCCUCCCACCUGCGCAUCCAAGUGUUCAGCAUCACGCCGCCGAGCCAAGCGCACCGCGACUGACGGCUUGCCCGGCGGGAGGAAGCGGGCGGAGACGCAGAUCUCUCCCCGCUCCUGAAAGCAGACGAUGAGCAGAGACCCUCGACCCCGAGCCACUGCAGCCUCGACAAAGUAACCACUUCUGAUUGAAAUCCGGACACACCAAAUGGUACGCUUAGACCAACCUGACACUGCAAACCAAAAAAAAAAAAAAAAAAAAAAAGAGGGAAGAUUAGGUGGAACCAGGGAUUUUCUUAGAAAUUUUAAGUCAAACAUCAGUGCAGGUUGAAGGGUAUUUUUCAGCCUGAACACCAAAAUGUUUUCUUUUUAUAUGGGUGUUUUAUAGCUUGGGCAGUUAUCAAAGCACUUUUUUAUGCUUUAAAAAAAAAAUCUUGUUCAGCAGAUAUAUUGCCAUAAAUCUGGCUUAGACACAGCAAUAAGUUAAAUCACUAAUAAAUACUUUUAAGGUAUAUUUCUUUGAUAAAUGCCCAAACAAUUUUUUUUUUUUUUUUUUUUUUAAACACCCUUUUACUGAUGAAAGUUCUCUUAAUCAUUCAUCUUUUUUUAUUUAUUAAAUGACUCAAUCUGACACAAAUCAGGGCUUUAAAAUAAAGAGUUUUAAUUCUGUUUUUAAACGACCUUUUUGAAACCUCAAAUAACUUCCAAUGAAGUCUCAGUUGUGGACUGGCGGGCUGUCAACAAGGGUAAAGGGUCGCGUGCCGAUGCUGAAAACGACGACGGCGGGUCCUCUUUUAGGCUCGUCCCCACACGCAUCAGUCCGGCUUCCAGAGUUUUUAUAUCCCGCAACUCAUCUCGUCCCGGAAAAUAGGAAAACUCUCCAAGUUGAAGCCUUUUGGAGCGCCGUCGGCUGAUGAAGCGUCAGCUUGUUCUGCUUUCUCCGUUCUCCUCCCUGAAGGGCUAAUAAUAAUAAUUAUCUGUGAUUGUACAGAAAUAAACUGAAGACGCCUUAAAUAUUUUUGUUGUAAUUACUGUUUAACUUGUGAAUAAUUGAAACAGGUUUGUAUGUAUGUGUUUUCUUUUAAGUAUCAUACCAGGUACAUCGAUAGUUACAAUACUACUGGAAUUUUCUUUCUUUUUCUGUUGUAACUAUUCACUUCUGAAGUGUCUUCGCUUAAACGAGUGACUUUAUUUGGUUCUUGGAGUUAUGUUGGAUCAUCAGUAAUUGUAUCAUGAUCAAGUAUCUGAGAAAAGUUGUAAUUUCACACUUAAUUCAGGUUUGUUGGGAUCAAAAGGGAUUUUUUUUCCGUAGGGUUGGUGAUAUUUAAGGGUUUUAAAAGAAAAAGAUUAUUUUCCUCCUCUGUGUUUCUUGUUCCACCUUCUGGACAUUUACAGAUGGAUGUGUCCUUCAAAGAUCAUUUUUGCCUAAUUUCUGGAUGGACUUUGGAAGUUUGUAUUGAAACUUUGCUUUCAACACCUUGUACUCUUCGGUAACACAAUGAAGAACAUUUAUAUUAACAACCGCGAGUGGAAAAGACUGUAAUAAAGAUAAUAUUUUUCAUCUA